CACCUCCAACGCUUGCUGACUGCGCCGUACCCUCCACUAUGAGCAAAAACAACGACUGCAGGCAAAGCUUUCAACCAAUUGGGUACACGGUAUUAAACUGAUAAGAAAACAUGAUUGUAGUCAACAAUUUAACUUAUAGAAAAGGACAAAUAUUUUAUAAAUGACUCUAUGGUCCUGGCAGGUACACGGUUUCAAUAAAAUUAUAAAAUUAUUCGGCUUGUUUGCAGCAAUUAUGAAAACGAACAAUUACAAUGGUGUGAAGUGUAUGAAAUGUGAAAUUUGUAAUAUCAAUGGUCAAUUUAUCCAAGUGUUAUCAAUGCAAGCGACAAUGGCAUGAUAUGAAAAUUAUAAGGAAUGUGAAUUCUAGUGAAUUCCUUUUUAACAAUUCUUGUGAAAAUACGAACAUUUAAAGCGCACCAAUCGUUCUAUAAGGAAGCAUCAGAUCAGAUAUUAAUCAUUGCUGCGAAAGAGCUUAAGAUAUUUAAAGCGGCAGGCGCAGCCGCAGCUGUAGGAACCUCAACAAUAACAACAAACUUUUGUGGCUGCUGGCUAUGGUCACCAAUACUCCAAGACCAGAGGCAGCACCCGCACAGCAGCUGCAUUACCCAUGUCCUCGCCUACGUUCCUGUGUCCGUAAAUGCUGUUCUUGGAGAUGUGCGGCCUGGCUCCUGGCAGCUAUAUGCCUAAUUACCCGGUCAGUCUUGGCGGAGGUUAUUUAUCGGGUUGAUCCCUUAGCCCUUUUGGCUGGCACCUUGCGGACAUACCAACGCGCCGGAUGCGAUUCUGAACAGUUAUCACUGAGUUGCCCACGCGGUACCAGCAUUUCAAUAGAGCUGGCCCAAUAUGGACGAGCGGGUGAUUUGACCGACCACAGCCUCUGCCCUCCCAUCUCGCAAGAAAACUCCGCCACGAGCGGAAGUGGCGGUGAGGCUCUCAUCCACAUUGCCAGCGAAAACGAGCUGAAGUCGCCGGAAACGUGUACCGUAAGCGGAUUACAGUAUGCGCUACUGCAAGCGGUAGUCGACACUUGCCAAAAGAAACGGCACUGCAAGUUCGCAGCUAAUUCCAGAUCGCGAUCAUCUGGAGAUCCUUGUUCUCGUAUACGAAAAUUUGUGGAGAUAGCCUAUAAGUGCCGUCCAUAUGAAUUUCGCAGCAAGGUGGCGUGCGAAAAUGAUAGCAUGCCUUUAGUGUGCAAUCCGUAUUCGCGUAUUGCCAUUUACAGUGCUAGCUUCGGCCACACAGAACGUGAGAGCGUGCAAUGCAAUAGCCAGGUCUCGGGCACCGACAGCAUGUCUUCGAUUGCCGGAGGCAGCAGUAAGUCGACUUGCCUUGUAUCCUACGCUACCGAGACAGCUAUGCAGAUUUGCCAUGGGAGGCGCCGCUGUUCCGUAACUGCAGACUCGAGCACCUUCGGCAGACCAUGCAAAGCAGAUGUGAGGAUGUAUCUUAAAGUCGUUUACACCUGCAUUCCGCGAAAGGUGCUUAAAGAUCGCUACGAAACCGCUCCAGAAUCUGACGAAUUGCAGCAGGGCGAGCUGGAGUUCGACCACGAUGAAUUGUAUGACGAGGAUCAAUUUUAUAAGGAAUCUGAAGCAGUUCCGCCAGCCCCAAAAUUGCAGGGGGCUAUACCUAACGCAGGAUUACCAUACGAGCUCGAGCCAAUUGCUAUCGGCGAAGGUCAAACAAGCACUAAUUUUCCCCCAUUGCUUUCACCCAAUGAUGUCACUUUGGAAGAUAAACUUGGGUUAUCGAUGCGAUUUCUGAAUCGCAUAAUGGCGGCAAUGAAUCAAGAACAGCCGACGACCGCAGCAGUUACGCACGAACAAGAUGUUGGAGCUGCUGAAGUAAUUACAAAGGCGACGGAAGACAGUAAGGAAUCCGACAUAGCUACGGAUGUGGCAAAAAAUAAAGAGAGCAUUCAGAGUACUGCUAAAAACUUUUUCUACCGGCGCAAAUGCCAGAUGGUCGAUAAUUUGGACCUUGUUAGCCUCAACUGCACUGAAGGAGAUUAUAUCCUGGAGCAUGUCGAAGUCGUUGGUUUCUUGAUAAAUUGGCUGGACACCUAUUUGCACAUAAGGAAACAUCAGCAAAAGUUCUACCUCUAUUUACUCAUAUCAGCGACGAUUGGUGUCCUAUUAUGCGUGACGGUUGUUAUAGGGAGGAUGACUUUGCAAAAGCACCGCGGUGUGCGGAAAAAGGGCGACGCAAUCGAAGGAAGCAGGGCCAAGACAAUUGGUGAUGCGGCAGGUCGAGGUGGAGAUACAAGAAUCAACAUUCACCAGUUAAAAGGUGGCACAAAACAUGCGGCCGAUUCCUUCGGUGAUAUCUCAGACAUUGACGCUGAUGUGGACAUAUUGAGUCCAAUUUCACUGCCCAGCGUGUCCUCUCGAAAUGAUGGGACCUGCAUGAACCAUGCACUCUCACCGAACUGCACAUCUGGCGUAUUGUCUGCAUCGACAGCCACUACCACCGUUCUGAUGGCAAAGGCGCAAGUCAGUCAGCACAACGGCUUACUUUUGUCCGAAACAGAGACAGGGCCAGGAACAGGUCGUACGAAACUUAUGAGCAGUGGCCGUGGCUGCCAACCCACGCCACCGCCCGCUACCAUCUACACCAGCAUCACCCAACCAUUAGUAAGUGGAGCCAUGCAAAUGGGUCCUCAUAUGCUCGGCCCCAGUAGCCUUAAUACCAUGUCGCCUUCGUAUCUUAGUGGCACCGUGAUAAUGGCUGGUCAACAUCAAGCGCACGCCAGCUCGUUACGACGCACACUUCUACCAAACAACAUGGGUUUCGUGCGAACACCCUCACCUCCACCCGUGUCAGCGUUGCCAUCGAGCAGCAGCGUAUAUUAUGACACCACAGUACCACACACCUUAUCGCGUGGAAUGUCCGCUGACAGAACUGCCCAACACUUCUAUGGAUGACAUUCGCUCAAUCGGAAGGCGUCACUGCCAAUAUCUAUCGCAGUACGACCACCAUUAAUGGGCUUCAACAUGUUGCCACUAUCAGCGACCUUGUGCUCUCCUUCCGACACUACCAGCAGUAGUCGCACUAUAAUACCGACCAGUACAGCUCAACAAAAUACGAGUAUACCAGCGAUUACAGUGACAUCGUCGACUGAGCCAACUAGCUUUAACGAACAUCACUCUCUGCAGCCUAUCAAAUCAGUAUAUGCCACUGAUUGUCCCGAUAAGCAACAGGAUCAGUCAACAGUUAUGUCAUCCACUAUCCAUCGAAGUGUAGCGCAAAUUCAAAUGAGUAGAUCAGGCCGAAGUCAAUACUUCUAGGGUUUCUCUUCGGUUUCCUUAGAUGUAUUUUGUGGAACUGCCAAGCAGCGCUGAGCCUACGCACGGCCAAGCUAAAUGAUAAACUUAUUACUUGUAAAUAGUUAUACUUUUCUCAUAAUUUGGGGUAAUUGGAGCCCUGGACUAAAUCUGUUUAUAUAGUAGAAUUUUAUAAUUAUAAGAAAUGGUUUCGCGCCAAUUUUAACAGUUAAAUAUUAAUACAUAAAAUAGAGGCUUGCUUACAAUCAUAACCAAAGAAGCUAUGUUAAGUUCAGAUUCAACAGUUGAAUGCAUGAGAGAUAGGCUAAGUUUAAAGCAAAAUGGUCGACAGUUUUGGAGAUUUCACAAUUAUUACAUACUCGUAUUAGCUUGACAUUACUAACAUAAUGGAAUUUAAUAGCAUCCUAUACACAGGUAGAACGAGAAAACUUGCGUUCAAUAUUGUAAGUAAUAAAUAUUAUACAUAGUAUUCAAAA
This is a messenger RNA of Scaptodrosophila lebanonensis, 3760 nucleotides long. RefSeq lists its product as uncharacterized. The record is from RefSeq and is a predicted model, not a curated record. The transcript has 12 exons. The coding region runs from base 552 to 2924 and encodes 790 amino acids. NCBI's taxonomy places the organism in Eukaryota, Metazoa, Arthropoda, Insecta, Diptera, Drosophilidae. Gene Ontology annotation, molecular function: carbohydrate binding.